Thlaspi arvense is the source of this 1461-nucleotide messenger RNA. NCBI's taxonomy places the organism in Eukaryota, Viridiplantae, Streptophyta, Magnoliopsida, Brassicales, Brassicaceae. The record is from the annotation of a GenBank genome assembly.
UCUUGGAUACCUCGCUGCUCAUAUUCUGUGUGCCUUGACUUGCAAAAAGAGACGAGUCGUUCUGCUACUGUUGCGGCUCUUGAUUCGGUGGUGAAGAUCUACACCGUCUCUAGCACGCCAAACGUUGUUCAACCUUGGCAGAGGGAUGAGGAAGAAGAAUCCACGGGAUCUGGGUUUGUAAUCUCAAAGGAGAAGAUUCUUACCAACGCUCAUGUUGUGGAAAAUCACUCAUACGUGCAAGUGAGAAAGCAUGGUUCAUCGACGGCGUACAAAGCAAAAGUUGAAGCGGUUGGGCAUGAAUGUGAUUUGGCCAUAUUAGUUAUUGAUAACAAAGAGUUUUGGGAGGAUAUGGAUCCGUUGGAGCUCGGAGACCUACCCUUUAUCAACGAAGAAGUCUCUGUUCUUGGUUAUCCUAAGGGUGGUGACACAAUUUCUGUUACAAAAGGUAUUGUAUCGAGAAUUGAACCUACAAACUAUGUUCACAGCUCCACCGAGCUAUUGAGUAUACAAAUAGAUGCGGCUAUUAACAAGGGGAACAGUGGUGGUCCGGUGGUUAUUGGAAACAAAGUUGCUGGUGUAGCAUUUCAAGGUCUUACACGUUCUGAAAAUAUAGGCUACAUAAUCCCAACUCAAGUAGUUAAACAUUUCUUAAGUUGUUCAGAAGAAAGUGGUGCAUUCGUUUGUUUCGGUUCGCUGGAUAUUUCGUGUCAACGUAUGGUGGAUGCUCAACUACGUAAGCUCUUUCAAAUGGAUCAUACAAUGACAGGGAUCCUUAUAAAUGCAAUAAACCCCUUGUCGGAUGCUCAUAAAUUUUUGAAAAAGGACGAUGUCAUUCUUGCGAUCGAUGGUGUUCCUAUGGGAAAUGAUGCGAAAGUUCCCUUUAAGGGAAAAGAACGGAUAUCUUAUAAUCAUUUGGUUUCUAUGAAGAAACCAAGCGAAACAGCUUUACUUAAAGUUCUAAGAGAUGGAAGAGAGCAUGAGUUCAAUAUCAGUUUAAAACCCGUGCAGCGGCUGAUUCCGGUGCAUCAACCUGAUCCAAGUUAUUACAUACUUGCGGGUUUUGUCUUCGUGCCUCUCUCUGAGCCAUACAUUGAUGAUGAUUUAUCUGAUGACAUAUGUGAAUGUGAAGUUGAAAAAAGGAUGCCCAAAACGGCUGGUGAACAAAUUAUCGUAAUUUCUCAGGUGUUAUCGGAUGACAUCAACAGAGCAUACUCUGAUUUCAAAAAAUCGCAGGUGAAGAAAGUGAAUGGAGUGGAAGUGGUGAAUUUGAAGCACCUACGUGACCUCAUAGAGGAUUGUUGCAUCGAACUUUUGAGGUUGGACUUUGAAGAUGAUCGAGUUGUUGCAUUGAACUUUACUUCUGCAAAAGAAGCCACUUCGUUGAUCUUAGAGCGUCAUGGUAUACGGUCUGCAAUGUCCAAGGACCUUCAGAAAGAACCAACAACAAAACUGUCAACUGAU